UCUUGGGCGCCAUCGCUGCUGCGAGAAUCUCCUGAGCGCCUCGCUGGGAGCUAGAACGCCGCUCGCUCGCUGGCGCGCUCUCGAUUCAUCGCCGCGGCCGGCGCAAUGGCGCCCGACGACGACGCCGGCUCUCCCAAAUUGGCUGCGGCGAGGCGAUCCGAGGUCGCUGCGCGAUUCUUGUCCGAGCGAGCCUCUAUAAUUUCCAGGAGGGCUGAUGAACACGAGCAGCUCCUCAAUAAGGUGACUUACUGUAUUGGAGUGUUUUGCUUUGGCACUGUGUGCUACGUGAUGGGAUCAAGGCCGCACGAGAUUCCCUAUCUGUACUGCUUGUUCUUCCUUGGGAUCGCUCCACUGAGAUGGAUUUACUACAGAACGAGGAAGUGGCACUACUAUCUUCUGGACUUUUGCUACUACGCGAAUGUUAUCUUCAUGGCUAUGCUUCUCGUCUUUCCAAACAACGAGAAGCUCUUCAUGGUCUGCUUUUCUUUCUCUGAAGGGCCCCUAGCUUGGGCAUUGAUUGUAUGGAGGUGUAGCCUGGUGUUCAGCUCUAUUGACAAGAUCAUCAGCGUUCUAAUUCAUUUGCUUCCCGGCACCGUGUUCUUCAUAAUUCGCUGGUGGGAUCCAAUUACGUAUCCUCACCAUUCCUUGGACGCAACGGGGCCUUGGCCGGCUUGGCCACUCGUUCACGACGACCGCGCCUUGUGGACUUGGCUCUUCUUCGUCCCACUCAUCGCGUACAGCGUCUGGCAAGCACUCUACCUCCUCAUCGUCAACGUUCUGCGCAAGCAAAGGCUGCUCAGAGAUCCAGAAGUCAUGACAUCUUUCAGGGAGCUAUCUCGAAAGGCCGCGAGAGCAAACAACAUAUGGUGGUGGCUCAGUGGAUUGCUGGGAGAACGCAACCGGGUUGUCAUGUACGCGGCGAUCCAAGCGGCGUUCACGGUGGCAACCAUGGCGCUCACGGUACCGAUGUUCAAGUCGUACCGCUUGCACGUACUCUUCGAGCUCUUCAAGGCCGCGGUGGCCGUCUGGAACGGAGGGAAGUGGCUGUUUGACGUGAUGCCCAGGCAGAUGGAAAAGAAGAAAACGGGCAAAGUUUAUAGCAAAGCCAAAGCCGAGAGCUCGCCAGAGAACCCGAGCAAGAACGUCAUAUCCAUCCAAGAGGAGAGCUCGGGCGGCGCUGCUCCACGGGGCUUGCUCUCCGGGAGCGUCUCGAGCGUCUCGAGCGUCUCGAGCCAAGAGAAGAAGGCGAUUUGCUCGCUGUGCCAGCAGCUAAGCUCAAGAAAGUUUGAGCUCCAAAAGGCCGUGGAGGAGGCGACCUCUUCGGUGCGUGACUUGGGGCCAGAGCCAGCGUUGUUCUCGAGGAUCAAGCCGACUGAUGCGAUCUCGUGUGCCAGCUAAGUCGAAGAAGCGAGGCUCUCACACAAUGUACAGUAAAUCAUCAGCCAUUUGUAAGUGGUGCUUGCGUAUAUCUUGCAAAAACAAGAAAAAAAACAUUAAGCUUUGCGAG
Molecule: messenger RNA, 1507 nt
Organism: Selaginella moellendorffii
Lineage: Eukaryota; Viridiplantae; Streptophyta; Lycopodiopsida; Selaginellales; Selaginellaceae
Exons: 8
Coding region: 106-1398 (430 amino acids)
Biological process (GO): phosphatidylcholine biosynthetic process
Source: RefSeq, a predicted model, not a curated record